AUGAAAAAUAUGGCAAAGUUACGUUCUCGAAUAGCAACAUCCAAAGCGAAAGAAGCUACAAAAAUUGAAAAACAUUCUAUAAAGAAAAGAGUGACAAAGAAUAGUACUCAAAAAGCAAUUAUACAAACGUUUGAAGCAAAUGAUGAAGAUAUUAAAACUGUUCAUCCAUAUCCAAGGACUCAAAAAGAAAGAAAUGGAUUCAUCAAUUCUAAAACGGGUAGAAAAGUGACUGCCUUUCAAUUCCAGGUAUAUGAUCUUAUUGAACAGAUACCAAAAGGUCAAGUUACUUCUUAUAAAAUCUUGAGUGAUGCCUUAAAAUCUUCCCCUCGUGCUGUUGGUCAAGCUUUACGUCUCAAUCCCUUUUGUCCAUUACCUAUACCUUGUCAUCGAGUCAUUGCCUCUGAUUAUACUCUAGGCGGCUUUGGGGGUGGCUUUGGUGACCAUCAAUUAACUGCAAAUAAAAAGGCUAAAUUAGAGGCAGAAGGAUGUGUUUUUGGCGAUCAUUAUCUUUAUAAAAAUGACGCUAAUGGAUUAAGAACCUUUUUUAGUGAUUUUGUAACAAAUAAAAUCAAAUGA
Messenger RNA from Cokeromyces recurvatus, 576 nucleotides. Its product is annotated as 6-O-methylguanine DNA methyltransferase. The transcript is spliced from 2 exons. Gene Ontology annotation, molecular function: methylated-DNA-[protein]-cysteine S-methyltransferase activity. The coding region runs from base 1 to 576 and encodes 191 amino acids. The record is from RefSeq and is a predicted model, not a curated record. Gene Ontology annotation, biological process: DNA repair. Lineage: Eukaryota; Fungi; Mucoromycota; Mucoromycetes; Mucorales; Mucoraceae.